This is a messenger RNA of Rubroshorea leprosula, 2785 nucleotides long. The record is from the annotation of a GenBank genome assembly. NCBI's taxonomy places the organism in Eukaryota, Viridiplantae, Streptophyta, Magnoliopsida, Malvales, Dipterocarpaceae.
UUUUUUUUUUUUCAAAUUGUAGGGGUAUGUAUGUUUGUCGUACCCUCAGUUACAAAGGAGUGGAAUUUGAGGUUAUUGAAGCACCAUUAGAAGCUGAAAUGGAGGUGUCGUAUAAGCCAGCAGCAGAGUUUUGGGCAGAGUUGCGGGUGGAGUUACUAACAGCCAGUGCUGUCCUUAAUGGCGAUAAACCUAAUUCCAGUCAGCUUUGGAGGUUAUAUUGGUCUAGCCAUCAGCGUUUCUUCAGACACAUGUGCAUGUCAGCUAAGGUCCCUGCAACUGUGAGGCUAGCCAAGCAAGCAUUAAUGGAAGAUAAGUGUGUAGUUAUUGGUCUUCAGAGUACUGGGGAGGCUCGGACUGAGGAAGCUGUGACAAAAUAUGGUCUUGAACUUGAUGAUUUUAUUUCGGGACCACGAGAGCUGUUGCUGAAAUUUGUGGAAGAAAAUUAUCCUUUGCCUGAAAAGCCCGAACCUGACCAAGAAGAGGAAACUGUAAAGGAACUUCAACGUAAGAGGCACUCAGCAACGCCUGGUGUUUCGUUUAAAGGGAGAGUUAGGAAGGUUGCCAAAUGGAAUCCAGCAAGUGAUGGUGAAAGCGAUGAAGAUUCUGAAAGUGAUUCUGCACCUGAAUCUACUGAAUCCGAUGAUGAGUUUCAGAUCUGUGAGAUGUGCAAUACUGAGGAGGAAAGGAAGAAGUUGCUUCAAUGUUCCUGCUGUGGCAAGCUUGUCCAUCCUGCAUGUUUAGUGCCGCCAAUUACUGAUGUCAUACCUGAUAAAUGGUCAUGUUAUUCAUGCAAGGAGAAAACUGAUGAAUAUAUUCAAGCAAGACGUGCCUACAUAGUAGAACUUUCAAAGAGGUAUGAAGCUGCUUCAGAGCGUAAGUCAAAAAUUUUGGAGAUAAUUCGUUCUUUGGAUCUACCAAAUAAUCCCUUGGAUGACAUUAUUGAUCAGCUUGGGGGUCCUGAUAGAGUUGCAGAAAUGACAGGGAGGCGAGGCAUGCUUGUAAGGGCCUCCAGUGGAAAGGGUGUAACUUACCAGGCACGAAACACAAAGGAUGUAACAAUGGAAAUGGUCAACAUGCACGAGAAGCAGCUCUUUAUGGAUGGUAAGAAGUUGGUUGCCAUAAUUUCUGAAGCUGGCUCAGCUGGGGUGUCCUUGCAGGCAGAUAGAAGAGCACUGAAUCAGAAAAGAAGAGUUCAUAUAACCCUAGAACUUCCUUGGAGUGCUGACCGGGCAAUUCAACAAUUUGGAAGAACUCAUCGGUCAAAUCAAGCUUCUGCACCUGAAUACAGGCUUAUUUUCACAAAUCUUGGUGGAGAGCGUCGCUUUGCUUCCAUUGUUGCCAAGAGGUUAGAGUCUCUUGGAGCCUUAACACAGGGAGAUCGCAGGGCAGGACCAUCUUUGAGUGCUUACAAUUAUGAUAGUGCAUAUGGAAAAAAGGCAUUGAUGGUGAUGUAUAGAGGGAUCAUGGAGCAGGAUAAGUUGCCAGUUGCGCCACCUGGAUGUACAUCAGAAAAACCAGAUACAAUCGAAGAAUUCAUAACAAAAGCAAAAGCUGCUCUUGUGUCUGUUGGAAUAAUUAGAGACACAGUUCUUGGUAAUGGGAAGGACAAUGGAAAGCUCUCUGGCCGUAUUGUCGAUUCAGAUAUGCAUGAUGUUGGUCGUUUCCUGAAUCGGCUUUUAGGACUACCACCAGAUAUUCAGAACAGGUUAUUUGAGUUAUUCAUCAGCAUCUUAGAUGUUCUUAUACAAAAUGCCCGAAUUGAAGGGAAUCUUGACUCAGGAAUUGUUGAUAUGAAAGCUAACAUUAUUGAAUUGCAAGGAACACCAAAGACUGUUCAUGUUGAUCAAAUGUCUGGAGCAUCAACAGUUCUGUUCACUUUUACUCUGGAUCGUGGAAUCACUUGGGAGUCUGCAAGUAUCAUGCUUGAUGAGAAGAAAAGGGAUGGGCUUGGUUCAGCUCAUGAUGGAUUCUAUGAAUCUAAGAGGGAAUGGUUGGGACGGCGUCACUUUAUUCUUGCUUUUGAGAGCUCAACCUCUGGGUUCUUUAAGAUUGUCCGCCCUGCUGUUGGGGAAUCAGUAAGGGAAAUGCCUCUGGCAGAACUAAAAAACAAAUAUAGAAAGGUUUCAUCUCUAGAGAAAGCCCGUAGUGGAUGGGAGGAUGAGUAUGAAGUUUCUUCAAAGCAGUGCAUGCAUGGCCCCAAUUGUAAGCUUGGCAACUAUUGUACGGUUGGAAGACGACUCCAGGAAGUUAAUGUUUUGGGUGGUCUCAUUUUUCCAGUUUGGGGCACUAUUGAGAAGGCCCUUUCUAAACAGGCUCGUCAAAGCCACAGGCGCCUUCGUGUUGUGCGGCUAGAAACCACAUCAGAUAAUAAGCGGAUUGUUGGGCUUCUUGUGCCAAAUGCAGCAGUUGAAACCGUGCUUCAAGACUUGGCAUGGGUUCAAGAUAUUGAGGAUUAAACAAGAGCAGCAGUAAUUUUGCUUAAUCUGAUAGUCUUUGUGAAGGUGCUUUUUGAGGGAACAUAAGCAAGUAAAAUGGAAGCAGCACUAGCUUUGCACAGAGAGGACAAGGCGAGCUGCUCUGAACCACGUUACUGAUGUGCAGCCUUAUUCAUUUUGAUUUUUUUGAAUUAUAGCUCCAUUUUUUGGCAUAUAAUUCUGUAUAUUAUCAACAUUGUCAUAGAGGGAAAAUAGACAACAAUCUUCCCUAGGAUGUAGAAGAACUUGGACUAACUUGUAAGGGAAUUUGUCAUUCAAAGUUAUAACUACAAUAGAAAAUCAUUUUUGCU